This is a messenger RNA of Salpingoeca rosetta, 3614 nucleotides long. RefSeq lists its product as uncharacterized. Gene Ontology annotation, cellular component: nucleus. NCBI's taxonomy places the organism in Eukaryota, Choanoflagellata, Craspedida, Salpingoecidae. Gene Ontology annotation, biological process: DNA repair; DNA damage checkpoint signaling; regulation of transcription regulatory region DNA binding. The coding region runs from base 219 to 3614 and encodes 1131 amino acids. The transcript is spliced from 20 exons. Gene Ontology annotation, molecular function: histone H3K79 methyltransferase activity. The record is from RefSeq and is a predicted model, not a curated record.
GCCAAUUGCGCUUCCCGCCAACUCCGCAAUUUGCAAACGCGUGCCUCUUCCCUCCCUCCUGUUGAUCGCGCAAGAGAAGACCUGAGUGAGGCAACAACAGCAACACGCGGCUUUGGUUGGCGCUGAACACAGGUGCAUCCAUCACCAAUCACCGACGCUCAACGGCAUCGCAAACAGAACGUACGCCGGUGACUUGUGCUGCUGCUGCCUCAGCCAGCAUGGAUUCCCGCGCUGCUGAUGGCUCGUCGGGAUCCUCCCAACGUUCACAGACCAUGACAGCCCCAACCGCGCCCAGCAACUCCAACGGCAACGACACCAACAACACCAACACCAACGCCAGCAACAAUAACAACGCGGCAGCCGUUCCCACCACUGACAGGGGCCCCAGUCAACCACAGCAGCAGCAGCAGCAGCGGCGGCGGCGCCGACGAUCGACUGGUGACGAUGCCGGUGGCGCUGACAGUGGAAGUACACCGGCAGACGCAAACCCAACCCAGCAACAGUCUCAUCAGCAGGAUUCAGGCAUUGCAUCGCAGUUUGCACCCCUGUCAGCACUACCGCGGUCGUUGCAAGUGAGCCAGAACCCGAGCAGACCCGGCACGCCGCGUGCUGCUGGCUUGUCGGGUCCACAGUCACGGACGCACUCCCGCCCGCACUCGCGAUUCAGCAGCGCGCACGAGACGCCGCUCCCGCCGCCGGGGCAGGAGUGGCGCGCAGCACCGUUCCACUCCAACAAGGGCCUGACGGCGGAGUGGUUUGAUGCGCCAGAUUUGAUGCCACCGGUUGACCUGACCCGGCCGCACGUGGCGCUCAACAGCCCCGUCGCCGGGCAGGAGCCGCUCUUCUACCAGUGGCCGCCCACCAUCUCCUCGACGGGAUUUGAUCCACUUCUUGAAGCACUUGAGACGAUGAGACUGGUACUCAGCGAUACGGAGGUCAAUGCGCACGCGACAACUGCGCGCUUCUUUGCACUGAUGAAUGCAGUCAACACCGCAGACUUUGCGUCGAUUGUUCGUGUCGUUGAAGCGUACAACUCCUGCAUCGGCGAAAUUCGCGCCCACUUCAAGGGGGACGGCCCGAACACACGCGCGACCACGGAGAUGAUGCAUCACAUCAUGACAAUGGUGUACAACCGGUCUGUGACGGACCCUGGCCGGCUCAACAAGUACAAGGGCUGGACUGAGGAGGUGUACGGCGAAUUCUCGUUUAACAUGAUUUCCGAGAUUGUGGCCAAGGUGCCCAUCAAGCCCGAGCACACAUUCAUUGACCUCGGCAGCGGUGUUGGCCAGGUUGUGCUGCAGGUGGCGGGGGAGGCGAUGUGCAAAGAGGCGUUUGGUGUCGAGAAACAAGACAUCCCCGCGGAAUACGCAAAGCUGAUGGAGCACCACUUUGAACGGCUCAUGCGGUGGUUUGGCAAGAGGCACGGCCCGUUCACACUCACACAGAACGACUUCCUCGACCCGGCGCUGCGGGACAAAAUUAAGAACGCCGAUGUCAUCUUCGUCAACAACUUUGCUUUUGGAACAAAGUUGAAUCAACAACUGAAGGACAUUUUCGGCGAGUGCAAAGAGGGCUGCCGUAUCGUCUCCUCUCUUAACUUCUCCCCACUCGACUUCUCCAUCACGCACAGGACCCUGUCGAAUCUGGGCUCGAUCCUGAAGGUUGAGAAGAUCACGUGUUCUGGCGAGGGCGUCUCGUGGACGUCGGGGCCCUUUGACUACUACAUCCAAACCGUCGACAGAAGCAAGCUUGAGCUCUUCUUCUCUGCGGAAAACAAGAUGAAGCCUGUGCUCGUGUCAGAAAACACCAGCAAGAAGGAUAGUGGUGAUGGCGACGAUGACGAUGAUGAUGACGAUGAUGAUGAUGAUAAUGAUGAUGGGACGCCCACUCGUCGAGGCAGAGGCUCUCGCAAGCGCAAGAAGGGCGGCGUUUCUGAACAGGAGCUUGCGGCCACCGUCGCCGGGUUCGUGGACAGCUAUCUUCCCCAGCUCAUCGCCUUGCGCAAGGACGCUGCACAGUCGUCGUCUCGGGGCACGCGUGCACUGGCGCGGCGGCGGGCAGAGCUGCUGGAGCGACGCAAGCAGCUGCAGACCGCAAUCGCAGACACACUCGCACUCAAGGAGAAACAGCAAACGUCGCAGCUGACAAACAGCGCCGUGGAUGUGUCCGACUGCCUCGACCUCGCCGUUGCUGCCGUCAUCGAUCACGAGCAGUGGCUGCGGGCGCGGUCUCGUGUUGAGGCACAAAUCGCCGUCCUCGAACGAAAAUCUGCCUGGUUGGCGCGGUUGAAAGAAGACGCGAAGAAAGCGCGCAAGCUGGCGUUAUCUGUGCAACGAAUCAUCUCGGCUGCUGCCCCACAGCAGCAGCAGCAGCAGCAGCAGCAGCAGCAGCAGGAGAAGGAGGAGGCGGCUACCGUUGCGACUGCGAACGCGCCAACCCCUGACCCAACUGAGGAGCAGCUGCAACACCGCUGGCAGGAAUUCUUGGCCACACUGCCGGAGGCGUCGCGUGUGAGCGCACGGGAACACGUGACGACGUGGAGCAUGUGGAAACUCGCCCUUCGCAGGAAGGAACGAACAGCAACCAAGAAGAAGCAGCAGCAACAACAACAGCAGCAGCACCACCACCACCAACAACAACAACAACAGCAGCAGCAGCAGCAGCAGCAGCAGCAGCAGCACCAACAACAACAACAACAACAGCAGCAGCAGCAGCAGCAGCAGCAGCAGCAGCAGCAGCAGCAGCAGCACCAGCAACAACAACAACAACAACAACAACGCCCGCAGCAGGAACAUGCUUCCUCAGCCACGCCAGAGCCACCAUCCACCGUUCACAACGAGCAGCACUCCAAAGACGUCGCAACAUCAAAACCAAAUGGACACAACGCUACACGCGCCCACGCCUCGUCAUCAUCGCCGUCGUCGUCGCCGUCGUCUUCGUUGGCGUACCCAGCACCUGCGCCCUCCGCGGUACUGCCGCUGCGUGGCGAAGGGCGGGCGGCGAACGGACACGAUGACGGAGAUGAAGAUGAUUCCGAUGAGAUGUCGCUUCCUGUCUCGGUCAGCCACGGCACGUCGUCAUCCUCAUUGUCCAACAGCCCAUCUUCACGCACCGCCGCCGCUACCACCACCAACAGCACGCAAAACGGCGAUAGCCAGCACCGCAAGCAGCCGCACACUACACCACCAUCAUCGUCAUCGUCAUCAUCUUCAUCGUCAAGGCAGCGUAUGAGAGUAUCGGGGGACGGACAGCCACCGGCAAAGCGUCCUCUCAUCUCCCACAGCAACAACGGCACCAACAAUGACGCGAGCAACACACAAGGCAAUGGCGUAAACAAUGGCGUGAACAAUGGUGCACACGCCAACACCACGCCUCGUUCCCCGUCUGCUGGGACGACCUCAGCGGCGCCACCAGCACCUGCUGCUGCGGGUGUGGGCACCGGCACCGGCAGAUCCAGCGCAGCAUCGCGCUCGUCGCCGCUCAAGACAGCAGCGACGGCACCACGGGUGAUAUCGAAGGCAAAGUCGGGCGACGUGGUGCGAUCUGCAGUCAUUGGCACCCAUCCCGUCUUCACCGCCAGCAGCAACAGCAACGGCCAUCGCAACUCUUCAUGA